Molecule: messenger RNA, 5879 nt
Organism: Cynoglossus semilaevis (tongue sole)
Lineage: Eukaryota; Metazoa; Chordata; Actinopteri; Pleuronectiformes; Cynoglossidae
Product: inactive ubiquitin carboxyl-terminal hydrolase 54-like
Exons: 21
Coding region: 593-4744 (1383 amino acids)
Biological process (GO): protein deubiquitination
Molecular function (GO): cysteine-type deubiquitinase activity
Source: RefSeq, a predicted model, not a curated record
AUGUCAGCUGGUGGGAGGGGGAACUUCCUGUUGAGGGAACAGGUGUUUGUACUCAGAAAGAUGAUGUCAUUGUCAGGCUGAGUCACCUGAGAGAGGACAAACAGAUGAUGAAGUGAGACAUGGUCUUCGUCUUUGACAGGUCUGAAGCCAGGAAACACUCGUGAUGCACGAGAGGAAGCAAGAGAAGGAGCUCCAUCUGUUUACCAAGACCUGUAAUGAAGAUGAGCUGAUGAAGAGGAUGAGACGUAGAUGAGGUCAUGUUACCUGCACCGUUCUAAGUUGGUGGAGUCAGCAAAAUAGAGAAAAACUGUUGGAAACAUGAACUGAUCCCUGAAAUCAAGAAAAAGCGCCUCACCAUUUAUAAACUUUCUUUCAUCAUCUGCAAAAACAAGCUAAUUUUCCCCUUCUAUAAUCUACUCCAUUUAUUUAUUUAUUUUACCUUUUUCCUGUUUUUCUGUCUCCUAUCCAUAUUUUUUCAUCAUGUUUUUAUUUUUAUCCUCUCAGUUGGAGGAAGUGACUCCAUCUGUUCUGAAACAAGAACGAAUGGCAGGAAGUUAAUUCCUGUGGGGAGAGGGGGGGCAGUGGGGUGAAGAUGUCAUGGAAAAGGAACUAUUUUGCAUCAGGUGGCGGCAUAGGAAGCACUGCUGAUGGCAGAGGUGUCGCUGGAAUCUUGACGCCACACACAAUGACAACCGUUGCUCCGAGCAAAGGUUUAAGCAACGAACCAGGACAGAACAGCUGUUUCCUGAACAGUGCACUCCAGGUUCUAUGGCACCUCGACAUCUUCCGUCGUAGUUUUCGUCAACUGACAACUCAUAAGUGUGUUGAAGACUCGUGUAUUUUCUGCGCUCUGAAGAGCAUUUUUGCACAGUUCCAGUUCAGCAGCAGCAGAGUUUUACCAUCCGAUGCUUUUCGCAGUGCCCUCGCCAAAACCUUUCAGGACAAGCAAAUGUUUCAGCUGGGAAUAAUGGAUGAUGCAGCAGAAUGUUUUGAGCACAUCCUGAUGAGGAUUCACUUCCACAUCUCUGAGGAGAGUAAGGAAGACAUGUGCACGGCCAUGAACUGUAUCCCUCACCAGAAGUUUGCCAUGAUGCUUUAUGAACAGUGUGUAUGCAGCAGCUGUGGAGCUUCUUCAGAUCCUUUGUCCUUCAUUCAAAUGGUUCACUACAUUUCCACCACAUCCUUAUGUAAGCAGGCGGUGAAGAUGUUGGAGUCGAGACAGAAAGCCACUCCAAGCAUGUUUGGAGAGUUGUUGAGAAACGCCAGCAUGGGAGAUCUCCGCCACUGUCCUAGUCGUUGCGGUCAGCAGCUCAGAAUGGGACGUGUUCUUCUCAAUAGUCCAGAGAUAAUCACCAUCGGUCUGGUCUGGGACUCCGAUCACUCAGAUCUGGCUGAAGAUGUCAUUCACACACUGGGAACGUGUCUGCGUCUCGGGGAUUUGUUUUACAGGGUGACAGAGGACAAGGCCCGUCACUCAGAGCUCUACCUGGUGGGUAUGGUCUGUUAUUAUGGGAAACAUUACUCCACCUUCUUCUUCCAGACAAAAAUUCGACGAUGGAUGUACUUUGAUGACGCUCAUGUGAAAGAGAUUGGUCCAAAGUGGAAGGACGUGGUUUCUCGCUGUAUUAAAGGUCACUACCAGCCACUGCUACUGCUCUACGCUGAUCCUCGUGGAACACCGGUGUCUGUCCACGACACAACUUCGUGUCUGGACCUGAAGCAGAUGACAAAGAGCGACUGCGACAGUGAGGACUCAGGCCGUGAGCCCUCCAUCUGCAGUGACACACGCACCGACUCCUCCACAGAAAGUUCUUCAUAUCGAUGCCGCACACGACCUCAUUCUGAGUCUGUCAUGAGUCACUGUUCCUCCGACUGUCAGGGCUCAGUCACCAGCAGGAACCAGCCAGAGGAGGCGCCGCACACCUCGCUCUGCAGCUCAGAGAUCAUUGGAGAGACAUUGAAAGAGCAGCAGGUUUCUCGUCACCUCCCAAAAUCUUCCUCCUCUACCUCCUCCACCAGUCGCCUCAGGGACUUGAAGGAGACCAUGAGCAACAUCUUACAUAGUCGGACCCUGUCCUCUUCUUCUUCCUCCGCUUCAAUUCCUGUUCCUGACCACUCCUCUGAAAGCUCCACCUCCUACAGUAGCUCCCAGCAGGCCUUUUCCACCUCCCCUCACUGCUUCUCUAGUAAACCACAGGACUGGGAGGCCGGUAGCACAAGCAGUGAGUCCAAGUCUAGCUCUAUUGGAUCGGGAUCAGGCAGAAAUCGGCCUGCAUGGAAACCCCGAAGAGAAGCUCUAAACAUUGAUAACAUCUUUACGAGACGACGCCAGGCAGGAUACAGCCAGCUCAGCUCGUCGCUGUUCGACGACUCUGUAACAUCAGCUAAAGAUGUCGAGUUUUUAUCCAAAGCUCCACAGAAGCCGCUCACUUUCAGGCCUGGUUUUUCCAGGACUCUCUCCACAUUCAGCAGCCACAGAUCAGUAGCAGGGGGAGGCGCAGAGAUCCCUGCUACUCUUCCUUGUGCCCCUUCUCAUGGGCUGAUCCAGAGGAUGGAGAGUGGCUAUGAAAGCAGCGAGAGAAACAGCAACAGUCCUAUCAGCCUUGACUUGAACUUGGACCUAAACCUCAAUCUGGGAGAGAGAGAGUUUCCUGUAAAGACUGGAUCAACUUCUUCAUCUUCCUCCUCCUCUACCCAAUCCUGGAGAAACAUCAGGUCAAAGAGCAGUGGCGCUUUGCUGCAGGAGCUUCAUUCUGCCAACAGAGGGAGCCAUGUUCUUGCUGGUGGCCGCAGUGAGCUGGAUGAGCUGCAGGAUGAGGUGCUACGGAAAGCAAAAGAGAAGGAGCAACAGCAGCGGCAAGAGAAGGAGAAGGAGUUGGAGCACGGCUUUAACCCACGACCCAGUAAAUACAUGGACCUGGACCAGGUCCUGGACCAGCUGCAGGUCCAAGGUAGAGAUGAUAGAUAUGAGCGUCAUGUGUCAGAGGCAGAACUUCUUCUGGACCAAUCAGUGCGUCUGGAGCAGGGGGGUGACGUCACUGCUGCUCUGUCAGCUGUCAAUGAAGCAGUCUCCAAACUGCGGCCAGCUCUGUCUGUGGGUGGCGCUAGUAGUCAAACAAGGCUGCAGCGUAGCCUGAGGAGAGCUCACAGUCUACAGCAGCGCAUGUCAGUCAGACAACAGCAACAGGAAGAGGAGGAGCUUCAGAAUUCCACCAGUGAAAAGCCUCUCCCGCUCCAAAUACUUCUGACAGACAGAGGAAGUGACCAGUCAGCUGAUCAGCUUCCAUCUCGUCCUGCAUGCCCUCCUAAGCCCCUCUCCACCCAACACGAAGCAUCAUCCGAGCCUUUCUCCUGUGGUGCAGUGUCACAAUUUCCUAAGGACGACACCAGGACUAUCAGCUCCUGUGGUCAUUUUCAGAAAACACUUCCUGUUCAGUGUGUAAACACUCCUCCUCCCCUGGCCCCUACAUUAGAGGCCACAGAGCCCUCCACACAGUGGAAGACAGCACCUCCUGUCAUUGUUCGAGCACAAGCCCCACCCUCAACAAAGCUGCAGCGUCAUACCUCAUCACCAGUGAAUUCAAACAACACCUGUCGCCUGAUGAAGACGAAGAUUCUUGAUGAUCCUUCUCACUUGGCUCCUGAGGAUCCGCCCCCUCUCAUUGAUCAUGUUGAACCCCCGUCUAAAACUACACCACCACUGUAUGACUGUGCUGACACAAGCCCUCAAACAUCGCCUCCUGUGGUCAGAGUUUCCGGUCCAGUGAUGUCUCCACCCUCUAAACAGGAAGUCCUCUCUUCCUCUCUGCCCUCAGAGUGCUGGCUGGAAAAUGCCAGUAGACACUUUGUUCCCAAAAAUGCACAAUUGGAAGGGGAAACGGCGCCCCCUGGUGAGGGACCUUCAGAGCUGGAUUUAUUGUACCAGGCCAGUUUGCAAGCUCCCAGCAUGCACGGGGAAAGACACCAACUCAAACCUCAGCUAAACAAAAACAGACCAGCUGCGUUCAGAUCCCUGUCAGGAUCAGAAUCAGGUUCAAAAACGAUGCCGGUGAAGGAGAGACUUGUCUACAGAUCAGCAUCACCUGUACAUCAGCCCCCUGCAGGUGAAGACCUGAAUAGUCCUGAGAACUUGAGACGACUCACCCACAGUUUAAUCAUCGGACCACGUCCACAGAGCCAGACUCCCUCCUGUUUUGCUUUUUCCCCUCAGUUGAAACCUGGCCCUGACCUCCACCCCUCCCGCACCCCCAGUCAUACUCGCACCUCCUCCCUGAAGCUUCAUCCUUGCACAAAUCCCUCCUUUGACAACCCCAGUCUUUCACCUGCUCCACAGCGCCCCCCGACAAAGACAUCGAGUUCUUACAACCAGAGUUUUUCCAACUGGAGUCAAACAGAACCCAGACGUGGACGCCAGGGUUGUUAUCAGACUUCAUUAGGUAAUGGUGUCAACAGUGUUGCACUGAGUUACACCACGCUGCCCCGGGCUCUUCCCCGCGCCACCCCUCCUUCUUCCACGUCCUCCACCGUCCUCCACCAGCGCAGCCAGGUUCCCUCUGCUGGUUCACAUGGUCUCUACGCGACGCUUUUCCAUCCACGCCGCUUUGUAAACACCGUCACAGCAGGUGGCAGGCACUGUAGACGUCAGUCACUGCCCAGUGACCAGCCUCUUCCUCCAGACACAUCACCUGAGAUGGACUGGCACCGUGACUCUGAGACCAGGACGGUUCAGCUCAGUCCUUCCUGAGAGCACUGUGUUACACAAGGUCAGCAGACUAACACCUUUUCUCCACCACAGGGACUUUUUGAUCUGCUUGUUCUGCCAGGAACCUCCUGCUAAGCAGUACCAUCACCACAGCUCUUGUGCCAGGCUCAUGCACUUGAGCCUGGCAUGUUAACUGAUCAGGCCUGAUGCUUAGACCCCAGGCUAAAGUACAAACACAUUUGCUGACAAUUGGUUUUAAUUUGAAGAUUGGUCUAACAGUGAGUUCAAGUCGUGAAGCUAUCCUCCCAACAGUCUGGUCUUCAUGGUGGCUCCGUUUGUAUUUUGAAUCAAGCCUCGGUGUUUUAGUACUGACUGUGUGUAAGUACCUUACACCUCCUCUGACCUCUGGACAAGGUCAUGUCUGAACUCUCUGGUUAAAACAAGUUGACCUUCAUUUUAUCUACUGUAGUUGAUUUUCUCUGAAAUAAUAUUUAAUGACAGACGUGUGCGUAAUCCUCACCAGGAGAAAUGAAGUACACGAAAGCCUAGUAGCCUAGAGACAGAAGGUGGAUUCCCCACUGGUUCCUGUUUGUUUAUACUGUUCUCAGUCAUGUAGGGUUUAAUUGUACUCCUGUACACCUGUUCAGCCUUUCUGCAGUGGGUUGGUCACAUGACGCGUGAAGCCUCGCCUGCAUCCAGCUGAGACCAACCUGCGUUCCUUCUUUCUCUUUUGGAGAAUUGUAAAUGAAACCGCUUUACUUUGAUGACAUUAGCAGCUAAUAUUUAGCAUGAAUGUUCUAUUCUACUCUCACAUAUAAAGAUGUUUAUUAGAGCAGUUUGACUGUUUUUACAGCCUUUAGCUGUGUUUUGCAGCUGGGUUUAUCAGUGUUUUACUAUAAUCCCAACAAAUGCAGUUGACUUCGCUCUUGUACUGCAUCUGACUGUGUUUUGACUGUAAGCCUCAAUUUUGCAGUGACUCCACUGUGUUUCUCUACAUUUAUUUUCUGAAGUGCUAAAAAAAAAAUCUUUCUUUCUUAAAAUGUUAUUUUCUGACCCUACCCACCUAUCACUCCACGUAAAGCAAAACAAACAUACCCAAACCUGAGCUGUACCUCAAAAAAACACAGAAGCCUGAACGGUGCCUUUAAGGUACAAAGUCGUGACUAUUCUUUUAACA